AUUACCAGGGACUUCACCGGUUAUGGUCCCAAUAUGACUACACAUAGAUUAUGCUCAUUUCUCAGGCAAAUAAUACAGACUGGCCUGGAUCUUUCUCAGAGCUAAUUUUGAAAUGGAUACAUUGUAUGUGACUUUGCAUGCUAGUUGGAGAAGUUAAUGGAGUUAGCUUAUCACAAACAAGUUAUACAUCACCCAGAGGACUAAGGUGGGGCUCACUUGAAGCUGUCGCCUGAAAAACUAACCGUCCUGCGAGGAGAAGAGGCCCGGUUCACCUGCAGCCCCUCCAACACUGGAUGGGCUGUUAUGGUUUGGCAGCUAAAUGGUAUUCCUGUUCUCGUCAUCUCUGAGGAGGAUGGUGUCCUGCCCUCCGUCAACCCUAACGUGACAGCAGAGAAAAACUCCAAGGGAAACAGUUGGGUGUUUGUCCUAAAACACACAGAGAGGCACAACCUGGGACUUGUGACCUGUGACCUUCAGAGCAUUGAUAGGAAAACAUCAAGUCUGUUUGUACAAGAAAAGGGCAGCGUGAAAGUUGUUGGCAGUGACAUGCUGGCAUUUAAAGGGCGGUUGGUAUUGUUUGAAUGCCAUGCAGCGGGAUGGUACCCUGAACCUAUUAUACAGUGGCAGGUGAACGACAGAAAGAUAAGCCAGGCUGAAUACAACAUCAGUAUUGAAGAUUCAAGUAAGAGCCUCUUCACUGUGAGCAGUAACCUCAGCAUUACAGCAGCUCAGAGCUCUUCGGUGGAUUGUCUGGCCUCAGUGUCUGCCCUGCUCACACCACAGAAGAGCAGUGUUCGUCUCACAGUGGUUGCAGAGGUAGUGCAGGAAGGUGAUGACUGCACAGUCCCGCUGGCAGUAAUAACCUCCCUCUUUCUUCUUAUGCUGCUCCUCUUGCUCUGCAUCGCUGUCCACUGGUACAGACAAAGGAGACAAGCAAAGCCAAGCCCACAGGACGAAAUAAGGGACAUUCAAAUGGGAAUUUCUGGGUUUGGCCAAUCAGGAAAUGAGAGAAGCUCAGCUCCUGGGGAAACAGGGGGGACGGUCAACCUGGGCUUCUUCAAUGAAGGACCCCCAGAUGAAGUUUACAGUGAGCCUAAAACGGACAUUAUCAGCAUUUCCAAGGUCCCUGAUGUCGUGACCUUCAGCACCUUGUCUUUACACUCCGAGAGCCUGGACAAGGUGUGCCUAUCAGAAAACAGCUAUAAGAAUAUAAGGACAGUUACUACAGUUUAACUUGGAAUGUUUUAAUGCUACUUUAUAAAAAAUGUAUGUUAAUAAUGAAAACUACUGCACAGUACAAUAUUAAAAGGGGGUUUUGACAGGUUUUAAAGCUAGAAGAAAGAAUUUUGUGAGCCUAUGCUGUGUUUUUAUAAUAUAUCACAGAAACAUCUAAUAAAACCUAU
Messenger RNA from Notolabrus celidotus (New Zealand spotty), 1403 nucleotides. It is a transcript of the gene igsf5b, whose product is annotated as immunoglobulin superfamily, member 5b. Bases 304 to 1233 code for a protein of 309 amino acids. The record is from RefSeq and is a predicted model, not a curated record. The transcript is spliced from 9 exons. NCBI's taxonomy places the organism in Eukaryota, Metazoa, Chordata, Actinopteri, Labriformes, Labridae. Gene Ontology annotation, biological process: cell-cell adhesion.